CUGAACUGGUCGUGCAGCACGGACUUUGACGCGAUGUGCCACCCGGGGGCCAGCAAGCUGCAGGCUCUGCAGAUGCUGGUGCGUUGCGGCAUGGCGGAGCUGCAGCCGCACGUGGACCGCCUGCUCACCCAGAGCGUGGCCUCGGCGCUGGGCCAGGCCACCAGCCUGUCUGUGGUGCUGCUGGUGGCGCUGGAGGAGAGCCAGAUGACCAGCGUCCAGGUGACGGAGAACAUCCGGCUCAGCGUGCUGAAGUCAGUGCAGCGCUACAUGGAGAAGGAGAGCAACUUCGACAACAAGAGGAUUCUGCUCCAGUGUUUCGGGAAAGUGCUGACAAACCUGAUGCAACAAGGAAGAGUCGUGACCAGUGACACCUUCUCCCUCAUCAAGGAGUAUUUCCACAUCCCUCUGGACAAACUGCAGACAGUCCUCAGUGCUGUCGACACCACCACCAUCCGGCUAAUCCUGGAGUACUUCAGCAGGAACCGGGCCACGCUACACCUGUCGGAAGAGUACCUGCAGACCAUGGUGUCUGUGUUUUUCCACACACACCUGGCCCAGGAUGCCAGCCUCUUCAGAGAACUGAGCCCUCUCAUCGCCAUGGCCUCCCCCGCAGACAUCCAGGCCCUGCCCGCCCUGCACAGCAACCCUUACAUUCUGCCGACCAUAAACUCCCUGGUCCCGUCUCUGACUGCGGAGCGGCGGUAUGCACUGGGCAGGUGGUUUGCCUGCAGCAUGAGCUCGGCCAAUCUGACAGCCGGUGGCCUCUCCCUCAUCAGGGACACGGGCAACCUGAUAGCCUACCUGCCCUUCCAUCGCUUCCAGCACCUCUCACCUGCUCAGCUGUUGGAUGGCCUGGAUGUGUUGUUGCAGAACACACUCACUCCUCUUCAGCAGUAUUUCAUGGCUCAGACUCUGACAGGAACAUUCCGGAACCUGACGGCAGACCAGUUCAGGAGGUUGGGGAAUGUGACGUGUCUGGCCAACCCCACAGGCCUGCUGCAGUAUGCCCACACCGAGGCCUUCAUGGCCAUCCAGCAGAGUGUGAGGGAGUGUGUGGCACAGGGGUACAGAGUACCCAGCAGCAUGGUGUCCAGUGUGGUGCUGGCGUCGUCUGACCUGAGUUCCCCGUCCUCCCUCAGUGCAGAAAGCCUGGUGGAACUCUCUCACUUCCUGCCCCAGCUUGGAACAGACUUCCUGUCCAAACUCAGCCAAUCAAAGCUCAACUUUGCCUUACCCUCCCUCGCAUCCGUCGCUUUCUCACCUGCACAGGCCGGGGUGAUUGUGGACAAGCUGUCGGCUGCUGUUAGCCUGGUGGAGCCAGGGCGUCUGUCGUCCCUGGGCUCCCUGGUGAGUGGGGUUCGGGUGGAGACGCUUUGGGGGAUCACGUCAGAUAGCCUCCUGUCUGCUCUGCCCAACAUCAGCCUCCACCAGCCUGGCCUCACACCCCCACAGGCCAAUGCCAUCACCACCAAACUAUGGGGCUUUCCUGAGGUGACUGGCUGGCUGGGUAAGCUGGAGCCUCUACUCUCCAGCACACCUCUACUGAGCGUGCUCCCACGCACCCCCCGCCUCGUCCCCACCGCGGCCUCACGCACACAGCCCUGGACCACACAGCAGGCCAUCGCUCUGUUUGAGGAGGCUCACAAACAGAAGUCUGCCAUGACUGUACAGGACCUCCUGGCGUUGGGUACCAUAGCCCCAGGCGUGAGCUGUAGGGCGCUGAAGCGAAUGUUCCAGGUCACCCCCUCGCUGGACACCAUGAGAGACGUCCUGGUCUUCCUGCGGACGCAGCCUGUGCCCCUGCACACCUCACUGAAAAAGUGCAUCAUUGAGGAGCUGUACCAGCUGGACUUCUUCUCUGAGUUGUUAGGAGAGCUGGGAGCCCAGAUUGCGCUGUCUCUUCCAGUGAGCACUAUUAAAAAGUUCCCUCCGGACAUGAUGGAGGCUCUAAGGCGGAUGGUGCUGCAGGAAUCGCAGGUCUUCAUGCUGCUGCCCACCACCAAGAAGCUGCUGCUGGUCGACAAAAUGCUGCAGAGACUGAAUAUGUACACAGGUAUUUACACAGAGGAGGAGUUUCGUGGCAUGGGCGUCAUGGCAACAUAUGUGGCAGACGAGGUUUUCAUGCAGGUGAAUCGUCAGUUCUUGCUGGACAGUCUGGAGAUGCUGCAAGAUCUGUGCUACGUGGGAACCAAACUGGAACUGGUGGCCCAGAUGCUGCAGGAGAACAGCACCUUUGGGCCAGUGCAGAACUGGACCCUGGAGGUUCUGAUCCAAGUGGGACGGUUCCUGUUCUUCCUGAAAAAGGAGACACUUCAGCUAAUACCCGCGGCGGUGAUGACCCAGGAGCGCAUUGAGAGGCUGUUCAUGAGCCAGCAGCAGUGGGAGGAGAGUGAGUUUGGCGCCCUCUGUAUGCAGAGCAUGGAGGUGCAGGAGCGUCAGGAGCUGUUCAACAAACAGCAGUUUGUCCUGCAGUUCUUCCUGGGGUUCCUCAAAGUGAACAGAGCAUCAGCUGCCCUGGUGCCCAGCUGUGAGAGCCUGCAUGUGACGCGUCCGUCGGCCUGGAGCAUAAACAGCCUGACGGCCAUGACCGCCGCCAGCUUCACCCGCUGCCUGGAGCUCCUGGGCGCAGACCCAUACCUCCCCACCUACCAGCUACAAACCCUCCUGACUAAAGCCAAAGAGGUGUACGGCCCCGCCUCUAGCCUUUCCCCCUCUGUGAUUGGCCAGCUGGGCCGCCUGUCUUCCCAGUUCUCUGUGGAGGAGCUGGGUCGGUUGAACCUGUCAGAGCUGAGGGCUGUCGCCGCCCUGGGGGCCAUCAACACCUGGAGCAGCAGGCAGUUGUCUGUGCUGUUUCUCAGAAUGUUGAACUCCACCAAGCUGACCCCCAGUCAACUGGACUCCAGCUCGCUGGUUGCCCUGGGAUACAUCAUCUGUGGUGCAGAGGCGCCAGUCAUGCGCAACCUUAAUGCUGUGGAGUUCAGCAAGGCAGUGCUGUGGCUGGGUCGCCUGCGACUGCAGUGCUCAGAAGUCCAGCAGAGGGCCCUGGUGGGGUUGCUCAGCCACAGUCUGGCCUUUGGACCCAUCAGCUCCUGGGGAACCGACGUUUUUCUCGAGAUCAGCGGUCUCGCAGUGGGGCUGUCGGACAUGGAGAUGUCGUCUCUGGUGAGGGAGCAGAUCGAGGGCCUCACUCCUCUGGCCGUGUCUCUCAUCCCUCCGGACAGGUUUACUGUCGUGUUCCAGCCUGUGCAGAUAAGCAUGUUCUCCUACGAGCAGGCCGUCGCCGUGACGAAGGCCCAGCUUGCUGCUCUGAGCACAGAGCAACAGACUGCACUCUCUAUGGUCAUAAACCCCUGGGAGGAUAAACCUGUUGACUUUAGAGGGAGGUCGUCGGGGGUGGCAGUUUUCCCGUGCCCUCUGUGUCAACUGGGUGAACUGCUGAUGCUGCUGUCACUACAGCUCCUCUUCACCUCCUGUGCUUAAUACAGCAUGGCGCUCCUUUUCCUCGUCCUUCCUCCUCCUCUUCCUCCCUCAACACGUGCAAUAUCCAAAAAAACAGCACUUUACACUGACUGUCAUAUUCUAGGAAUUAUGUGAUGUUGAGUAUUGUUUGAUUUUAAAAUUUCAGAGCCCGAAUUCAGGAAGCAAAUAACACAAUGAUGAAUGCAAAGCACUGAAAGUUAUUAUUGUUAUUAUGAUAUUAUUAUUAUUAUUGUUGUUAUUAUUAUUAUUAUUAUUAUAAGAAACUUCUCUUGCAAUCAAGUUUAUUUAGUCUACAGUCUACUCAGUGUUUUACCUUGAAACAUAUUGAAGUGUUGUUUCUUUAGUAUCUCUCAGGUAUUUUGUUACAGUCACUUUACUUCUGUAAUUAUGCAGACAUUUUCACAUUGACUGAUAAUGUUUUACUUUCUAGUACCCAGAGCAAUUGCUUAUUUUAUCACUUAUUAGCAUCAUAUAGGCUAGCCUACCAUUUGAUUGUGUUGUGUUCCACAUAUGACUAUUUAUUUAUUUAUGUAUUUAUUUAUCUGAUUUAUUUAUUUUGUAUUUAUGU
Messenger RNA from Alosa alosa (allis shad), 4048 nucleotides. It is a transcript of the gene strc1, whose product is annotated as stereocilin 1. Bases 34 to 3480 code for a protein of 1148 amino acids. The record is from RefSeq and is a predicted model, not a curated record. The transcript has 26 exons. Gene Ontology annotation, cellular component: kinocilium; cell surface; stereocilium tip. Gene Ontology annotation, biological process: cell-matrix adhesion. Lineage: Eukaryota; Metazoa; Chordata; Actinopteri; Clupeiformes; Clupeidae.